Messenger RNA from Trichoderma harzianum CBS 226.95, 1620 nucleotides. RefSeq lists its product as hypothetical. Gene Ontology annotation, molecular function: metal ion binding; heme binding; indoleamine 2,3-dioxygenase activity. Bases 307 to 1293 code for a protein of 328 amino acids. Gene Ontology annotation, biological process: 'de novo' NAD+ biosynthetic process from L-tryptophan. Gene Ontology annotation, cellular component: cytoplasm. The transcript has a single exon. The record is from RefSeq and is a predicted model, not a curated record. NCBI's taxonomy places the organism in Eukaryota, Fungi, Ascomycota, Sordariomycetes, Hypocreales, Hypocreaceae.
UGUCCAAAUUUGCCGUCUCAAGACACGCCUUUCUCCCCGAAGACAGCCCCCCCAAGAUGUUAUCGGAUUCGUACUAUGAGCCGUGGGAACUCGUCGCUCACAAUCUGCCAGAGCUGAUCAAGGCUGGCCGUAUCCAUGAUGCCAUCAGGGAACUUCCGAUCCUAUCAACUGACGGCCUCAAGUCCGAAGCUGAAUGGCGGAGAGCCUAUGUCAUCCUGUCUUUCUUCACACACGCAUACAUCUGGGGUGGAGAGGUACCUGAACAGGUAUGAUUGAUACCCUGCACAAUCUUUGAUCGAGACUUGUAUGCUGACACAAGAUUCUUGCCAGAUCUUGCCACCUUCAGUGACCGUUCCGUAUCUCCGUGUCUCCGCUCAUCUUGAGCUGCCCCCUACCUUGACCUAUGCUGGCGCCAAUCUUUGGAACUUUACCUGCAAUGGAGAGGACUUUUCCGACCCAGAGCAACUCAGUACCUUGCUGUCCUUUACCGGAACCGAAUCCGAGUCCUGGUUUCUGCUAAUCAGUGUUGCCAUGGAGGCCAAAGCUUCUUCCAUCAUUCCCAUCAUGACUCGCGCCAUUGAAGCCAUCAAGGUCCACGACUAUCAAGUCAUCAUUAAAGCAUUGGAAGAGCUGAAAUCACACAUCGAAGAAGUUGGCACUCUCUUGGAGAGAAUGCACGAGCGCUGCGAUCCCAUGACAUUCUAUCACCAGAUCAGGCCAUUCCUUGCCGGUAGCAUGAACAUGGAGGCUGCUGGUCUGCCCAAUGGUGUCUUUUAUGACGAAGGAAACGGCAAAGGCGAGUGGAGGAAGCUCAGGGGCGGAAGCAAUGGCCAGAGCUCACUCAUUGCAUUUUGGGAUAUCGUCCUCGGCGUCAUGCACAAGGGCCACUCAGACAGCAAGGGAAGCUUCCACGAAGAGGCCAGGGAUUAUAUGCCGGGCCCUCAUGCGAGAUUCCUGGUGCACGUGGCUCGCCUGGGCAGCAUCCGCAAGCUUGCACUUGAUCUUGAAGAUCCUCUGCAGGAAGAAGAGCACCGACUGAGGGCGGCUUAUACGUCUGCAGUAGAGACUUUUACUGCAUUCCGACAGAAGCACAUCAAUAUCGUGACGAGAUACAUCCUCAUUCCCUCCAAGCAGCCGUGGACCGGACCGACCCGCGUGAACCUAGCGAGCUCUUCAUCGGAAAAGAAGGGAGAGGGGCUUACUGGCACUGGAGGCUCCCAGCUCUUCCCGUUUCUGAAGCAGUCGAGAGACGAGACUACUGUUGCGGGCAAGCUCGAAAACUCGAAGCCAUGAACGAAUUGGCCGAGGAAUUGAAAAUUUCAACAAUGAUAGACACGGGCGGGCGUUUUGGGUAUUAUGACUUGAUGUUUCCUUUUCUUUUCUUACAGGCGGGACAGCGAGUGAUGGUUAUGAUUUGGGCUUUUGGUGCCCUACUGAAGUGAGAGGAUACAUGAUACAGGUAUACGAGCGAUUGAUAUGGAAGGUUGGAAUAGAGUUGCUACGUUCAUGAGCGACGAAGCGAGGGGCACUGGAUAUAGAAGGAUGAUGUAAUACGUGUAUAAAGGAGUGAAGAUAUUCGUAUAUAGCAGAUCAAUAGUCUAUAGGCAGUCUAACCAGAGA